This is a messenger RNA of Hippocampus comes (tiger tail seahorse), 4907 nucleotides long. RefSeq lists its product as uncharacterized. Gene Ontology annotation, biological process: regulation of transcription by RNA polymerase II. Gene Ontology annotation, molecular function: DNA-binding transcription factor activity, RNA polymerase II-specific; DNA binding. NCBI's taxonomy places the organism in Eukaryota, Metazoa, Chordata, Actinopteri, Syngnathiformes, Syngnathidae. Bases 253 to 4824 code for a protein of 1523 amino acids. Gene Ontology annotation, cellular component: nucleus. The record is from RefSeq and is a predicted model, not a curated record. The transcript has 4 exons.
GUCCCAAUUUGAGGAAUACGGCUGGCAUUAAAGGAGUUAAGACCUGUGUUUCGCUGCUGCCAUUUAGGUGCACUUGGAUUUAUUUUGUCUUUCUCUCUCCGCCCCCCCAACCUGAAAUGUUUUCUUCAGGUUGCUGAUCUCAGCGGUAAAGACGCGGUGCACAUCAUCUGCAGUUUAGAGAAUGAGGAAACAAACGAACUGCUGUUAGCCCUCUGUCAGGUGUUCCUCUCCCAACAACUCUGCAGGGGUGACAUGUACUAUUUAUGGGAGCUUGUUUUUAUCUGGAGCAAACUUCAUCAUCGGCUGAAUACUUCCAAAGAGGCGUUUCUUGAGGAAAGCCGUCGCCUCAUGCUGUCUGCCACCAACGUCAACGCAGUCUUCCCGUUUGUCCGAGUUGUCAUCGAAGAGUUGGGUGAAGACGGAAUCCAGUUCUGCGUGGAGCUUUGCGCGGACGCCUUGAAAUCUCGUCUCCCUUGCGACGCCAUCACCAAGUCGCUGAUCUAUAAAACCAUCGCGGGCCUGCUGCCCAACGAUCUCGAAGUGUGUCGGGCGUGCGCGCUCCUGGUCUUCUUCUCGGAACGCAGCGUGGGAGCCUACAAGAUGGUGUCUUUGCUGUAUAUGCUUCCAGACCAGGACUACCACGUUGAGCACAGCCCCAUCAGAAAUCAAAUUCGAUUUGAAACGCUGCAGAUCUUGAAGAAGGACCUUUACUUUGACCCGGAGUUUUGGAACCUCAUUGCUUUGCGGACCAGUUGUUUGGAACUGAUGAGUGAGAAAGUGGUUGACGACGAACUGAUGGAGGAAACCUGGCUCCCCAACUACUGUACCAAAGAGUUUUCAUUUGUGUGUAGCACACCAACAGGAAGUAGUGAUCACGGAACGGCAAAAAAGCCCGAUCAAAAUGAGGGCGGGCAUCAAGAAAUUAGCUGCGGGGAGCCGCCCAAAAAACUCAAGUUAGGCCAAGGCAAAGCGGGACUGAAUAAUGACAGCAGCAGCGCUGUGAAAAAAAAGGCUGACCACAGGUCACGCUAUGCCAAGGGAGCGUCAUCGCAACCUUUGAGGCGUUCGUUUUGGCAGCUUGACAGGAUACACGACGUGGGGUCCGGGCAGCUCAGACGAGCUACCCGACUGUCUGAAAAAAAUCCUCCAAAACGAAGGAUUCAAAAGCCCAAAUGGCUACUGGAAGAUUCCGGCAAUGCGCAAGAGCCGAAGCUUCGGAAACACGGUUUGAGACAUCGAAGGGUCCAUCGCUCGUCUGCCCUCAAGAGGUGUGAAAACGGCCAACCCAAAAACAGCGCGCACCCCAAGGUGUCGGAAAACGCCUGCGCCAAGCACGAGAGGGGACUCCCGCCGGACUCUGUCGAAGCAGCUCCCGCUCCGCAAAUCGUUUUGGAGCUGUCGCUCCCGGACAACGAGCUGAUGGGAACCUUCGCCGAAGAUUGCAACCGAGCCAAGGGCUGUCCGCCGCUGCUUUUUUACAAGCCGACGCUCAAGCUUCCCGACCCCUCCCAUCCCGCGAAGGCGCCGCACGGGAAAGAGGUCAUCCUUCGGGCGAGAGACGCAACGAUGCUCGUGCAGCUCUUGCACUGUUACGCUCGCAGGCCCAAAGGAAAGGGGAGCGGCUCCAAGAGUCACGGCUCCGUGUCAACCAUCACGCGCUCUUCUGCGCACGGGAGUCCUCCCAAAGAACCGCGGAGAGGGCUCUGCGAGAAAACCCACGCGGACACACGGGUUGGCUGGAGCUGGGAGGAUGCGCUGGCAACCGAGCGUCCGGAAGCACCGAGCCCACUUUUGGCGUCUUCAGAAAAAGAGCACUUCGAAAAAGUUGAAAGGGGGCUUUCGUCUGUGUCGAACGGAACAGAAACUCGUAUUUCAGCUCAAACCGCUCACUCUCCAAACGCAGACGAAGCCCAUACCGCGGUUGAAGCCCGAGAACUUAAUGAUGGGAUGGCGGUGACUUUGGCUUCGCAAAGUCCGGCAGCGGCGAACGUCACGCCGCAGCCAAGCGCGGCUUCCACUGAGGCGACUCAGACCUUUGAUACAAUAAGCAGAGAAAUAGAAGACGGCGACGACGCCUCGCCGCCGUCCGGUACGCCGACGAGUCAAAGCCCCGACUCGCCGCGUCACAGGCCUCUCCAAGAUGGGCGAGCCCCCGUGAACAUAGACGAAGAACAAAAUCCCAAAGCGCUUGGCUCUCGUUGUGAAAUUGACAAAACGUCUUUUGACGAGGCCAACGAGGACAUGCAGGAUGCCCACCGUCAACAUUCUCAACACACGGAUGACCUUUCAGCCUUAGUAACAGAAAUGCUCACCCGGUUCCCUCCCGUCGAACUUCCUCGAGACGCGGCGACUUGCAAACGAGCGCCAGACGCCGAGUCCGAGGAAUCCGCGCUUCCGAACGAAAGCGGCGUCGCAAAUACCUCCGGCCGCACGGUGCCGCGACCCUCAACCGCUGCUCACGUGCAAGGAAAUGAUCGGGAAAGGUCAGCCGACGACGACGACGGCGAAGACUUUGAGGACGAUGAAACGAUAGAAACGGAGGAAUCCAAAUUGGAGUACCGCUGUACUUUUUGUCAGAAAGAUUUUAAGGGCAGACGCGUCGUCGUGCACGCCAUGUUCCAUUUCCGGAAGGACGAGUGCAUGUUUUGCGGCACCGCCUUCAAAGACGACCUGCUGGCCAUGAUGCACCUGUCUGAUCACAUUGAGAAGCUCAAAAGAAGCAAGGAGGCGGCCAGUAACAAAGCUCAAGCCGGCGCCGCGCCGGAGACCAAAGAUCUCUCCCAACCCACGACCUCCGCCAAAGCGGACGUUCCCCACAGGCCGUCCGGCCAUCACGUUAGUAAGAAGCCGAGGAAGUCCGCGAGCUGCGAUCAUCCCGCUGGCCACCCGGAAGCACGCUUGCUAUCGGAAACGAGAAAUUUGCGAUCAAACGACAAGGCGGCGGAUAGUCGGUUGGCCUCAAAAAGCAAGCAAACCGAGCCCGUCGAUGGCAAAUCUCCCGAAUGCAAGCUAAAUGGACUGCUUGGCAAAAAGACCCCAUUUGACGCCAAAGCUGAAGACCACCGGACACCUCGGGGGAAUCACGUGACGCCCAAAUCUCGGGAGUCCUGCGCACCGCCCAUCCCGAGGAGGAAAUGCCUCGAAAGUUUUCAGGACGAUGUAAUUCGGGACGGGAAGGUUAGUCGGGACAAAAGGGCGGAGCCUCCAGCCAAAGUCGACUGUCCGGCCGACGGCUGCGCCUGGUCGACGGACCUUUCGAAAAACCGCGUCGCCCUCCUCUACCACGCUCUGGAGUCUCACCACGGCGACGUCAGGCCUUUGGAACUGUCGUUAAAAGUGGCAAACAACAAAUGCAGUAUUUGCAUGAGGGUGUUGUGGAGUUUGGAACAUUUUCAGCAUCACGUGGAACGACAUCGGCUCAGUCCUCGCCAUCCCUGCCUUCAUCUGGGUUGCGCUGCCAGAUUCAAGACCGCGAACGAAAUGAGACGGCACGCCAGGAAACACAGCCCGCUGCAGGCGGCGUGCUGCUUACCCGGCUGUCCCAAACUCUUCAUUUGCCUCUGGGCGCUCAAUCUCCAUGAAAGAGAGCACUACGCUUCCAAAACCGGCAAGCCAGCCAGAACCGCCGACCCGCAGACGGACAACAAAGCCAACUGCGUGCGGCUACGGGCCGUAACCUCCGCUACCAAAGGGACCUGUCGUAAAUCCAGGGGGCGUCCAUCGCGUGACGCGGCAGCGAGAAUCGUCCGCGGGCCUCCCCCCGGUGUAAAAACGUCUGCGGUGAAAGAGGAGCUGAAAACGAGAAACGAGUCCAAGCACUCCAACGUUCUAAAGAAUCUCUCCAACAAGGACACCGCCACGCAGAGCAGCAAUCGCACUUUGAAGCUGAGGCUAAGAAAAGCUCCGACGUCGCAGAGUAACCCGGGGCCUCCCAAAAAUCCGCUUUCGCCCAUCUUCAGACGCAGGAGCAAAUUGCGGCAUAAAUUUAAGCAAAAGCCGGCCACCGUCAACCAAGCCCAAAUGUUCCCGAGAAGAAGAGGCCGUCCGCGAAAGUCCAAAAAAGCAACGCACGACGAAAACACCACCAAGGACCCAAACGGUCAAAGUCUAAAGAGCGAGUCCCCAGACUGUGCACAGACAGCGGCGUCGCCAACGGCUGGUAACAAAUUAGAAAUGAAAGAAGAGCACCAGCAAGAGGAUGAUCCUGGCGAGGCGACUGAAAUGCUCCACCAGAAUUCCAAGUCCGAAACAACUUUCAGCGGGAGCACCGGGAGCGGCCACGUCGAACCAAAGGUGUCCUCGGACAGAGGCCCCCCCCUGACCGCGGCGUCUCGGAAUUCGGUCGUCCGCGCGCUUAAACUGAGGGUUCUUAAUUUGAGGAAGCGACGCGCUUCCAAAGACACGGAGUCUUUCGAAGCCGGCCGGGCAAAGAAGGAACGGCUUACUCGAAGAAAAAGUCCCCGCAGAGGCUCGGGGUGGCCCGCGUCUGCGAGGGAGCCCGCAAAGUCCACGUCGGUCGAUGUCGCCCGGAGGCCUGGCGCCGAAAAGCCAGCAAGAAGUUGUUCCCCCUCCGGUGGCCCCGCUGAGCAACUUCCCGCCCCCGAUACGGUGAACGUGAACAAUGCUCUCCCGAAAAAGAAGAAAUCGGAGAAAACGCUUCAGAGGACGUCAGAGGACCAACGUGCAAAUGUGACAAGCGACGGCUCCGCUUCUACCGCGUCCAAUUUGAACAGAAAGUCCAAGAAAGACGCUUGGGGAAAAACCUUCCGAUGUGACGAGCGGCGCUUCCAGUUCCGAAACGUCCAAUUGGAAGAGAAAGUUUGAGGAAGAACCUUCAGACCCGCCGAGUCAUGGCUCCACAGACAACUUCAAGAGAAAGUCAAAGGAAGAGCCGUCGGAUGCGACCC